Saxophila tyrrhenica is the source of this 1479-nucleotide messenger RNA. RefSeq lists its product as uncharacterized. The transcript has 4 exons. Gene Ontology annotation, molecular function: transmembrane transporter activity. The coding region runs from base 1 to 1479 and encodes 492 amino acids. The record is from RefSeq and is a predicted model, not a curated record. Gene Ontology annotation, biological process: transmembrane transport. Lineage: Eukaryota; Fungi; Ascomycota; Dothideomycetes; Mycosphaerellales; Extremaceae. Gene Ontology annotation, cellular component: plasma membrane.
AUGUCGGCGAACAGUCGAAAGAGCAACGUGGAACAAGGUGCCGCUUAUAGCACCUUCACGAGACCUCAGGCGAUUCUUACCGUAUGCUUGGUAGCGCUCGCAGGAUUCUUCUCGCCUUUCACAGCCUUCACCUACUUCCCGUCCCUACACUCGAUAUCGAAGGAUUUCCAUGUCUCGCUCGAACUCAUGAAUGUAACGGUCACUGUUUACCUCGUCGUCCAGGGGAUUGUGCCACCUCUGCUGGGUGACAUUUCAGAUGGCAUCGGCAGAAGACCGGUCUACCUGAGCAUCUUCACACUCUACUGUGCUGCCAGCAUUGGCCUGGCUCUGCAACGGGACUAUGCCGCACUACUUGUCCUUCGCAUGAUACAGAGUGCUGGAAGCUCUGCAACUAUUGCUUUGGGAUAUGGAGUGAUCGGUGACAUCGCUGCUCCUCACGAACGUGGCAAGUACGUGGGACUAUCGGUUAUGGGUUUCAACAGCGCACCAGCACUUGGUCCUGUCGUUGGAGGACUUAUUACCGAUCGAGCAGGAUGGCCAUGGAUCUUCGUCUUUCUGGCGACAGCUUCUGCGACUCUCCUCAUAUUGCUGGCCCUCUUCUUCUACGAGACUGCGAGAAGCAUCGUCGACAACGGCAGUAUACCACCCCAACGCUUCAAUUGGAACAUCUUACAGUUUCUACAAAAAGGACGUAGGGACGAACCGCCGAAGCCAGUUCGACUUCGGGCCCCUAAUGUCGUUCCAUGCCUAAAGUUAAUCUUCCACAAAAACACCCUGCCAGUGCUCCUCGCCAACGCUACGUUUUACAUGACGUACUCGUUCCUACAGGCUACCACAGCGCCACUUCUGCAGCAGCUAUAUGGUCUGUCUCCGCUGCAAGCUGGCCUCUGUUACCUUCCGUAUGGAGUUGCGGGUGCGGUCGCCAGCGUUCGUAUCGAGAGUCCGCUGAGCGAGAACAUCAAGCUGACCACUUACUGGCUGAUUACUGAUCGUGACUAUCGCAUCACGGCGAAGCAACACAAUCUGUCCAUCGAUCGCCUACGAGGCGACAAUAUCCUGCAUUUUCCCAUCGAGAAGGCUCGUUUACGAUCAGUCUGGAUAUAUGUUACGCUGGGAUCGACCUGUGUAAUAGGCUACGGCUGGUCACUUACGGCACGCACCCAUCUUGCCGUGCCUCUGAUCUUGCAAUUCGUCAUUGGAUUUGCCGUUACAGGAGUAUUCAACAUCUCCAACACAUUGAUUGUCGAUGUGCAACCCGACCGACCUGUUACUGCUUCAGCGUCUGUGAGCAUCACACGCUGUAUUAUCGCAGCCGGAGGUGUCGUCGUCGUCCAGGUCGUGAUGAAUGCCUUGGGGUCAGGCUGGACGUUCACCUUGAUUGGCGGUCUAUGUUGGGCUACUUUACCAAUGUACUGGAUCGUAAGGGCGAACGGUUGGGAGUGGAGGAAGCGCAAAGCAGAACAGUCCGUGACCGAUUAG